Pipistrellus nathusii (Nathusius's pipistrelle) is the source of this 873-nucleotide messenger RNA. Lineage: Eukaryota; Metazoa; Chordata; Mammalia; Chiroptera; Vespertilionidae. The record is from the annotation of a GenBank genome assembly.
AUGAUUGUACAAAGAGUGGUAUUGAAUUCCCGACCUGGGAAAAAUGGUAAUCCAGUGGCAGAAAAUUUCCGAGUAGAAGAAAUCAGUUUACCAGAUCAUAUCAAUGAAGGACAAGUACAAGCCAGAACUCUUUAUCUUUCUGUGGAUCCUUACAUGGUAGACCCGCAACUCGUGAAUGGACAUCUUUCAUAUUUUCUUGGAGCUAUUGGUAUGCCUGGCUUAACUUCCUUGUUUGGGAUACAGGAAAAAGGUCAUAUAACUCCUGGAUCUAAUCAGACAAUGGUUGUUAGUGGGGCUGCUGGUGCUUGUGGAUCCUUGGCUGGACAGAUUGGUCACUUGAUGGGCUGUUCCCGAGUGGUGGGAAUUUGUGGAACACAAGAGAAGUGCCUCCUUUUGACCUCAGAACUGGGCUUUGAUGCUGCUAUUAAUUAUAAAAAAGAUAACGUAGCAGAACAGCUCCGGAAACUAUGCCCAUCUGGUGUGGAUGUUUACUUUGACAAUGUUGGCGGUGACAUAAGUAAUACAGUGAUAAGUCAGAUGAAUAAGAACAGUCACAUCAUCCUGUGUGGUCAAAUUUCUCAGUACAACAAAGAUGUGCCUUAUCCUCCUCCACUACCUCCUGCUGUAGAGGCAAUCCAGAAAGAAAGAAACAUUGCAAGAGAAAGAUUUAUGGUGUUAAAUUAUAAGGACAAAUUUGAGUCUGGUAUUCUACAGCUAAGUCAAUGGUUUAAAGAAGGAAAGCUAAAGAUUAAAGAAACUAUGACAAAUGGAUUAGAAAACAUGGGAGCUGCAUUCGUGUCCAUGAUGACAGGAGGUAAUAUUGGAAAGCAGAUAGUGUGCAUUUCAGAAGAAACCUCUUUGCAGUCUCUAUAA